UACAACCCCCACACUUCCGUUUCCGGUCGGGCCAAACAGUUCCAAACAACAAAAGUUGUCAAGAUCGAUUCCUAAACAUUUGUUCCAUGUCAGCGCCCAUGUGGUAACCUCUAUUGUUUGCCGUUCAAUAUUUCUGGUCAUAUUACACAUAUCCGCAUUGUCCGUGCGUGCAAGUAUAUGUCUUUGGGGGGAGAAUUCCUUUCAAUUCGGUGGUGAAUCGGCGGUCUGUGGGGAGACUUGUCACGCAAGGGUUGCAGAAAGCAGAACAGAAGUUAACUUGGAGCCGGUUCGUUCGCCUGGGUUUUUCCGUACGUAACGCUAUCUGCAGCCGUUCUCCUACAUUUCGAGGGAUGACCACGUCCUCACCCUGAAGAUCGGACGUCCAUGGGGCUUGCCGUUUUAAUGGCAACCGUUCGCAAAGGGGUCACCAAUGCCGCCACCAAGGCCCCUCGCUCCAAGUCCUCCAACUCCAAUCCCAGCAGGCCGCAGACCAGACAACUGAGGUCAUCGACCUCCUCAGCGACCCCACCGGGGUCAGCGGGUAAGAAAGAUGGCGGGUCUGCGAAGGGCAGGAAAGUCGGCGCCCUGCCGGCCAAGAGCAAGUCUGAGACCUCCCUCGCCGCCUCCUUCCAGAAGUUAUCAGUGAAGGAGACAAAAACUAGUGUUCCUGGGCAGCAGAAAUCUGCAAGGGCGAUAUCAACAUCAUCCAGGGCGAUAUCGACAUCGUCCAGAAAGAGUAGCGGCAGCUCCUCCGCCGGCGGUCGAGGUGGGAAGACGUUUGCUGGUAUCGAUGACGUGGCGAGGUACAUCCUGGCCAAGAAGUGUAAGAACGUGGUGGUGAUGGCAGGGGCUGGGAUCAGCACUCCUAGUGGCAUCCCUGACUUCAGGUCUCCAGGUACUGGUCUGUAUGACAACCUGCAGCAGUAUAACAUCCCCUACCCCGAGGCCAUAUUUGACAUCGACUACUUCCACAUGGACUCACGUCCGUUCUACACCCUGGCUAAGGAGCUGUACCCGGGGAACUACAGGCCCAACUACGUGCACUACUUCAUACGCCUCCUACACGAGAAGGGACUGUUACUCAGGAUGUACACCCAGAAUAUAGACGGGCUAGAGAGAAUGUCAGGAAUUCCCGAGGCCAAACUUGUGGAAGCUCACGGAACAUUUGCCACGGCCUCCUGUGUCAGGUGCAAUGCUAGAUACUCAGGGAAACAUAUCAAGGCUGCCAUAAUGAGGGGGGAAACACCAAAGUGUACAAACAGUAAAUGGUGCAAGGGUAAGAUAAAACCAGACAUAGUAUUUUUUGGUGAAGACUUACCGAGAAGAUUUUACUACUACCUGAAGGACUUCCCUGUGUGUGAUCUACUGCUGGUUAUGGGGACAUCACUAGAGGUAGAGCCGUUUGCCAGUAUAGUGAACUCUACUCGAGGUUACGUCCCCAGAGUGCUGUUUAACAGGGACCCUGUGGGUCCGUUUGGCCGGGUGCCGUUACGGGACACAGACUGUGCAGAGCUGGGGGACCUGGUGCAGGGCAUACAGAGGUUCACCCGCAUCCUGGGCUGGAAACAGGCCAUGGAGGAACUCAUACAGAAGGCAGAGAAAGAACUGGAUGACAAGCUAAAGAAUGACACGUUAUUUAACGGCGUGGUGGAGUCAGACUCGGAUUCGUCCUCGGGCAGCAACUCUCCCGCCAACGGGGCACCGCCGCGCCGCCAGUACCACACCUUCACGCGCCGGCCGCUCAUCCCGCAGGGCAGGCGCAACGGGAACGUGUCCUCGGGAAGCUCCUCUAGCAACAACCGCAUGAACUACAGGGCCAAGAAGGAGGAGAGUAGUGAGGAGUCGAGCGAGGAGUCUGACAGUAGUGAAGGGGAGUCUUCUGAUGGAAGCAGUUCAAACUGAACCAGUCAAACCGUGCAGUUUUAACCAACUUAGAUGCUGCUUCAGCCUACCACAGGCUGUGACUCAGUGUUCUAGCCAGCAUCCAUCUUUCCGCCAUUUAUCACGAUUUGGCUGGAGAUGUGGGACAAAGAUUUUGCUCUAUCCGCCAUCUUUGACAGACAAAAAUCAGUGUGUAAAGAGAGGGAAAAAGAUGCCAUUUAACAACAUGUAAGCUUAGUCUGCGGGUAAAAUUUUUCCGUCAAAAUGCAGGAAAAAAUGUAUCAGGAUUUCCAAAAUCUCUCCAACUUCCAAGGACCCUCCUAGGAUUGUUGCGUUUCUGCUUGAUAUGAUAUUAUGUCAAACAAAGCUGAGAUAAUGGAAAAAAAUUCAGACUGGCUUGAACACUUCUGUGACUGUUGAUAGGAGCUUGUGCCUGGAAGCCACUUUGUCAAGUGGCCUGUAGUCAUAAUAUAUUAUAGACCAGCUGACUAAAGAAGGAGUUAUUCAUCCAUUUACCCAUCUAUUGAACCAGUGAAAUUGUCCAGUGAACAGAUUCCGCUUCUGCUAAUUGAAGGCUGUUUAAAAAAAAAUGGCUUUUUGCCAGUAUCUGGCAGCCACUUGUCGAACUUCUAAAAUUGUAUGAAG
This is a messenger RNA of Branchiostoma belcheri (Belcher's lancelet), 2526 nucleotides long. RefSeq names its product NAD-dependent protein deacetylase sirtuin-3-like. The coding region runs from base 385 to 1902 and encodes 505 amino acids. The transcript has 9 exons. Lineage: Eukaryota; Metazoa; Chordata; Leptocardii; Amphioxiformes; Branchiostomatidae. Gene Ontology annotation, molecular function: NAD+ binding. The record is from RefSeq and is a predicted model, not a curated record.